Anguilla rostrata (American eel) is the source of this 2394-nucleotide messenger RNA. RefSeq names its product SH3 domain-binding protein 1-like. The transcript is spliced from 3 exons. Lineage: Eukaryota; Metazoa; Chordata; Actinopteri; Anguilliformes; Anguillidae. The record is from RefSeq and is a predicted model, not a curated record. Bases 59 to 1138 code for a protein of 359 amino acids.
GGAAAGAAAGUGGCGGUCACGUGACGGACCGCGGCGAUUGUCACGUGACGGACAAGCUAUGGCGGCUUUCAUGGAGCAGGGCGUGCAGAUGGAGUUUCCCUGGAACCGGCUGCGGGUUCUGGAGCUGAUCGACCUGUACAAGAUCGAGGACGUGCUGUGGAACAUCAGCAACCGGGACUACCACAACAAGGCGAUGAGACAGGCCGCGCUCGUCCGCCUGAGCGCGAAGCUCGCCGCGCCCGUGCACGAGGUGAACAAGAAGCUGAUGAACCUGCGCACGUACUACAGCAAGGAGCUGGCCAAGGUGAAGCGCUCGCGCGUCCGCGCGGCGGCCGCCGGGGGCGGGGAGGUCUACCGCUCGCAGUGGCCCUACUUCCACUUCAUGGACCACUUCCUCAGCCCGCACGUGGUGCCCCGCAAGUCCCACACACAGGAGCUGAGGGAGGAGAACGGUGAGGUGGAGGUGGAGCUGGAGGGAGAGGUGGAGCAAACGGAGGCCCUAAGCCCUGUGGUGAUCAGCCCUGCCCCACCCACUCCUCCUCCUCCGCCCCUCCCCGCCCCCGGCCCCGCCCCCGGCCUGAGAUGGAGCCUGAGCUCUUUCCCGGAGGUUCGGGUGGCCCGGAGGCGGGCCGUGGAGACCCCGCCCCUGUGCGGCGGUGUCGGCGGUGCGAAGCGCCACAGGGAGGACCUGCUCCUGCGCGAGGCCGUGCGGGCCUACAAGACCACCGCGGCGACCGCCUCCCUCGCCCCCGCCCCCCUGGCCCCCGCCGCCCCGCCCCCUCCCACGGCCCCGCCCCCCGCCCCGCCCCCGCCUCGGGAGGACGUGGACGACGUGUUCGGCAGGCACGUGGCCAAUGAGCUGCGGCUGGUGGGGGACCUGCGCGCCAAGCAGUACGCCAAGCUGCAGAUCCAGAACAUUCUGUUCCAGGCGCAGUUCGGCCUGUCCUCCCCGUUCCCGUCGUCCGCUGGACCCCCCUCCCCCGACGGCCUGCCCCUGGACACAGAGCUCCCCCCGGACCCUGCCUUCCUGCACCUGCAGAUGCCUUCCUCCUCCUCCUCGUACCCCCACACGGACAGGGGGAACCCCUCUCUGCAGGUGCUGAAGAGCAGCCCACGAUCUCUGGAGCCCUCAGAGUAAUACCCACCUUCCUCCACCAGAGGGCGCUGCUCAGAGUAAUACCCACCUUCCUCCACCAGAGGGCGCUGCUCAGAGUAAUACCCACCUUCCUCCACCAGAUGGCGCUGCUCGGAGUAAUAGCCACCUUCUUCCGCCAGAGGGCGCUGCUCAGAGUAAUACCCUCCUUCCUCCACCAGAGGGCACUGAUCAGAGUAAUAGCCACCUUCUUCCACCAGAGGGUGCUGCUGUGUGGCGCUGGGACAGGUGACAGGUGUCGUGAGCUGCUUCUGAAAUGGUGGAGGGCAGUUUGACGCCACGUGCGGGCGGACGGAUCUGGAAAACACGCUACAGAGAUUCGCCAGAACCUGAUUCUACUCAUCAUGGUCCUGAGGUGUAUCACUGAGUGUGUCGUACGCUCCACACAUCCCCCAAACCAGAGUCUGCCACUGGCCACUGGCACUUCUUUCAUGUCACAGAGAGGUCCUGCCGUUGAAGCAAAUUUAGGGCUUCUCUGUUGGGGUACAUUCACAAGCGUUGCUGCUGGAUUCUUACCUUGGCAGGGUAACGAGGACAUGCGGUGUCAUUGACGCGAGGCAUCUCACUAACUUCAGCUGCUUGAGUGCUAAUUGCUCCCCCUUGUGGAGAGUCUUCGGCCUGCUAAAGGUGAGAGAUUGAGUGAGUGAAUGUGUGAGUGAGUGAGUUAGUGAGUGAAUGCGUGACUGAGUGUGUGUGAGAGAGAGUGUGAGUGACUCGAGUGUGUGUGUGUGUGAGUGAGUGAACGAGUGAGUGAGUGACGAGAUACAAGUCAGGUCUGUGAGCAGCUUCUCAUCUGAAAUACGGAGCUGGAGGUCUGUUGGUCUCCAGCAUGUAGCCCUGCGUCUCCCAGCAGCCCUCUGUCAGGCCUGCAGACGCUUCGCGUGUGAACCGUGCGCUGAACCGAGACGAUGCACGCGCUGGCGUGCCCGGCCGUUUCACCCUCUCAGUCGCCUCUCGCUGGGACUUUCUCAUUAACACGCGGGCAACACAGUGUCCCCUUCCCUGCAGUCCACGUGUUUGUCUUAGCUAAAGACGUCUGUCGCCGGUGGCGUGCGGUGGAACGAAGGGCAAGGUUCGCUCGUAGAGUAGCGGUGUGCUGAGUGUGGGUCAGCUGAAGAUUUCUUCUGUGUCUGGUCUCAGGACACUGACAAAUUCAGCUUUCUUCAUUUUCACCGGACCUUUGAGAGUACUGUCAUCCAAAAGUGUAAACACUGCAGAAAUAAACAGUUUGUAGAAAUUGG